AUGGAUGAGGCCCAACGAGGUGCCAAGGCUCUUGCAGCCUCAAAUUUCCCAGCGGCAAUCGAGCACUAUACGCGCGCCCUGAUCGUCAACCCACACGCCGCAGACUACUACAUCAAACGCUCGACGGCAUACUCGCGCCUCCGCUCGGAGGACGGGGGCUCCAACGGCCAGGAAGCUCUCCGCGAUGCCGAGAUGGCCGUGGCACUGGGUCUGCAGCGUGCGAGACGGGAACAGAUACUGGCGGGCCAAAUGCGCCGAGCCAUUGCGCUUUUCCAGCUUGGAAGAUAUGGAGAUGCGGAUUUUGUGUUUAAAGUCGUCAGGGGUAAAGUUGGGCCGAGCGCCGUAAAUACCAUGGAGUCGGCGAUGGUGGCGAAUAGUGGCAGCGCUACUUCUGCGACUGCAACUAGUAAAGAACUGGAUAUUUGGGAACUCAAGGUAGGGAAUUGGAUGAGAAAGUUGGAGAAAGAUGAUGAACGGUUGCGCGUGACUGUUCAGGAAUUCCCCGAUAUCAGGGUGCCGGAGGAAGCGAAGUUGAAGGAAAUUUUCCGCAAGCAGCUGGAGGAGAAUGUCGGGAUGGCUGUGGGGAAUACGGGCGCAGAAGAAGAAUCUGUAAACAACGGGAAGAAUGUGUCUGCGUUGGGAAAUACGGCACGAGAAGGGUCACAGCGGACGUCGACAGCACCGCCUGGAGCGAAUCCACAAGCUCCCGUUGUGACCAGCGUUCGGCAUGAGUGGUAUCAGACGCACGACACCGUAGUCGUAACCUUGUACGCGAAGGGCGUCCCAAAAGAAAAGGCUGAUAUUGAUAUCCAGGAAGACUCCGUCUCUGUAGCAUUCCCUAUGGCCUCUGGAUCAGACUUCUCUUUCAAUCUUGAGCCCCUAUUUUCACUCGUCGAUUCAACCGCCUCCAAAGCAACUGUGAUGUCUACAAAAAUAGAAAUAAUUCUUCGCAAGAAACAGCCAGGUCAAAAAUGGGGCGCCCUAGAAGCUACAUCUACAUCCCAGCCAGCAACAACCAGCAGUAAAGGAAAUAGCAGCCCUACUAUACCACCGGCCACAAAGGUAUCACCACAACCGAGCACCACAACACCAUCUACAGACCAUACCCCCUCGUACCCUACCUCAUCCCGCAAUGGCCCAAAGGAUUGGGAUAAAGUGGCCUCCUCCUUGACGAAGAAAAGCAAGAAGAAGGAAUCCAAGGGCAAAGAGAAAGAAGAAUCGUCCACUAGCGCCGACAAGGAUGCCAAGGAAGAGGUGGACGAUGAAGAUGAAGGUGUCGAAUCCGAUACUUCAGAGUACGGAACCGGAGAUCCGGUUGAUGCUUUUUUCAAGAAGUUGUACGCCAAGGCGGACCCUGACACGCGCCGGGCUAUGGUGAAGAGCUACUAUGAGAGCGAGGGGACGGCGCUUAGUACGAAUUGGAGUGAGGUGAGGAAAGGCAAGGUGGAGGUUAAGCCGCCCUCUGAUGAUUGAAUUGAAUGAAUGGAAUGGUUGGUUGGGUGAUCAAUUCUUCCGCCUUUUUUUGUCUUGGCCUUCAAAGGAGCUGUUUUCUAGCUUGGAUUCAACCGACACUAUAGCUGCGAGGGAUAUGAACUAGGGAGAGAGGGGAGCUUUACGGGAGGAGAGGGAUCGGCUUUGGGUUCAAGCUGGUCAGAAAGAUACCCUUGAGGCUGAAGAGAUAGCUACACAGCGAAGUUGAAAUAAUUUUAACGACGAAUGCGAUUUCAGUUGUUAGCUCACGAUCCACGGGCAGUAGUUUCCCUGUUCCUUUUCACUUUGCCUUAUCUUUUGAUUGUAUGAUUCUAACGCUGGAAAUAGCGAUCUCUAUCAAGGAACUGACUCAAUUUCAAAACAACUAACGUUUUUUG
Histoplasma capsulatum G186AR is the source of this 1868-nucleotide messenger RNA. Its product is annotated as co-chaperone SGT1. Gene Ontology annotation, biological process: protein stabilization. The coding region runs from base 1 to 1473 and encodes 490 amino acids. The record is from RefSeq and is a predicted model, not a curated record. The transcript is spliced from 2 exons. Gene Ontology annotation, molecular function: protein-folding chaperone binding. Lineage: Eukaryota; Fungi; Ascomycota; Eurotiomycetes; Onygenales; Ajellomycetaceae.